Messenger RNA from Tachysurus fulvidraco (yellow catfish), 5509 nucleotides. RefSeq names its product collagen type XXIII alpha 1 chain a (gene col23a1a). The transcript has 32 exons. The coding region runs from base 258 to 1988 and encodes 576 amino acids. The record is from RefSeq and is a predicted model, not a curated record. NCBI's taxonomy places the organism in Eukaryota, Metazoa, Chordata, Actinopteri, Siluriformes, Bagridae.
ACAGUUGCCAGGUGGCUGAAGUACUCGGAGCUUUUAUUCUCCCCUCGUUUCACGGUCCACAACAAACACUCCCACACGCGCGCGCACACGCACACACGCUCUACACGCGCGAGUCAUCAGUGAGCUGCAGAAGUGUGUGAACCGUUCCUCAUCAUCUCGUUCUUCAUCAUCUUCAUCAUAUCUCCAUCCACAGCUUUACUGCAGAGAGACACAGCAGCGCUUACAGCAGAAUCGGAUCUCCACCAGCGGUCCUCAGCAUGGAUACACGCCCGGAGGAGAGGAAAGCAUCCCCGGUGCCCGGCUCCGUCCCCGCGCGCCGCUGGAACUCUGUCUCCGCCGUCGCCGCCGUGUGCCUCGCGUUGUCGCUCAGCGCUCUGGCCACGUGCUGUCUCAUGGUGAUUAAAACGAACGGGAUGGAGAGUAAAGUGCGCGCGCUGGAGCGCAUGAGCGACGGCCCGGUGACCGAAGAGCUGCGGGACACCGUCCGGAGUCUGGUGCAAGAAACUCUGAGCGAGCUGAUGCCCAAACUGCGCACAGCCAGAGACGUGAAUCACGAGUGCGUCUGUCCUCCAGGUCCUCCGGGAAAGCGUGGAAGGAUGGGACGACGAGGAGAUCCUGGACCUCCAGGGAAACCAGGACACGAUGGCUACCCGGGGCCUCUCGGCUUGGACGGUAAACCCGGUCCUCCUGGGCAAAAAGGAAGUCAGGGGCCAGCUGGACCGAAAGGAGAUAAGGGUGACCAAGGAGAGAUUGGGCCAAGGAUGGUCUUUCCUCGCUAUGAUCACGGCUUCAUCUCUGCCGAUCAGCCCACUUUCCAGAGACGUAUGCUGAAGGGCGAUCAAGGCCAGGCCGGUCCUCCAGGCCCACCCGGACCCCCUGGACCAAGAGGUCCUCCUGGAAACACGGGGAAGGAUGGACCUCGAGGUCCCCUUGGAGAACAGGGUCCCCCUGGGAAAGAUGGACAUCAGGGACCGAGAGGUCUACCAGGUGAUCCGGGUGAAGAUGGUUCUCCAGGUUAUACAGGUCCACAGGGACCCCCGGGGGCAAAGGGAGAACGCGGUGAAGCAGGAGAUAAAGGUGACCCAGGCGUGGACGGCCUCCCGGGCCUUAAAGGAGACAAAGGAGAAGUCGGAGAAACGGGACCUCAAGGAGAAACGGGUCUUCCGGGCGAAAAAGGUGCGACAGGCUCCAGCGAUGUCAUCGCCUUCAAUGACAAACUGUUAGAUGCUUUUCAGGCGAUCCACACCAUCAGUGUUUCGGGUCCACCGGGUCCUCCUGGACCUCCUGGACCUCCAGGAAAGGACGGGAUAAAGGGAGAACUGGGCUUACCUGGACUAGCUGGAGUAGACGGAGAGAAGGGAACUAAAGGAGAUGUUGGAGAACCAGGAACCGCUGGAGACCGAGGAGAGAAGGGAGAGAUGGGACUCUCUGGUCCUGCUGGACUGGAUGGACAGAAAGGAGAGAAAGGAGACAGCAGACUAGAAGACAACCUGGUUCAGAUGAUUUCUCAGCCAGGACCUCCAGGACCAAGAGGACCUCCAGGAUUUAUGGGUCAUCCUGGAAUUCCUGGUCCGAAGGGUGAUUCGGGAGAGUGUAUUAAAGGAGAUAAGGGAGAUCCAGGAGUUCCAGGGAUCCGGGGAGCCGAGGGCCCACAGGGACACACGGGUCCUGCGGGGUUGGUCGGCCUUCCGGGAUCCAAGGGCGAAAAAGGAAAACAAGGAGAGCCUGGAUUAGACGGCUUUCCUGGGCUUACAGGCGAUAAAGGAGACACGGGGGCUAAAGGAGAAAAGGGCGAUCGUGGCUCUGUAGGAAAGAGGGGGCUGAAGGGGCAGAAAGGGGAGCAGGGGCCGCCCGGGUUAGACCAGCCCUGUCCUGUGGGUUCUGCAGGAUGUAAAGGCCAGGCAGGUGAAAGCGGGCAGUCUGACCCCGGAGCUCCCUGCAGGCUGGGUCCAGAUGGCCUUCCGAUACCAGGCUGUUGGCACAAGUGAUGACUAACAUGAAGCGUAAUCAGGUUCCUGUACAUAAUCCUACAAUAUAAAUACAACCUCCUAUUUUUUUAAUAAGACUUUGAUGAUCAUUUCAUCAGCCAUAGAAUUACCUACAGUAUUUUCUAUAGAUAUAUAUGUAUAUUUUCCAAUAUACUAAACAUUUUGGACCAACCUAGGAGUUUGUAUAUUUGUAUAAAUCUAUAUUUUUUAAUCUGCGUCGGACAUUUCGGAGGAAGGUGUGAAGGAUCGCUUCCUCGCCUCCGCUGCAUGAGCCCCUGCAUGUGCGUCACGUGACGUGAUCAGAGGUCGAACCGGGAGCGUUUUGUUCUGUUUUUAAAGGACGAAGGGACGAUGCAGAGGAUCAAGCGAAAGCGUCUAUCGCAGCCGUGACUACACGAGCGGAGGAGCGAAGUAAGCGAUCCGUCACACAGGAGCGUCUUGGUGAUGAACUGAAGUCUGGAGAAGUUCCCUUGCUCUGUAACGCAUGUAGGAAUACACGUAAAGGCUCUCGUGACGGUCACGUGAGAGAUCGAGAGACGUUUUGAGCUCUUCACUAGCUGAUGGAUGGAGAUGGUUAUAUCUCCGUAAACGCUGACAAUCGGGUGUGGAGAAACGAUACCGAAGAGCCAACUGAUUUAUCCUCAUUACUAGCCUUACGCUUCUUCUUUCUUUUAUUAUUUUAUUUUGCAGGAAAUGAACCGUAUCUGACGGUUCUUUUUUUCUUCUUCUGUAAUUAAGGAAGUUUAGCGUGUUACUGUAUUUUUUUUUGUUUGUUUGUUUUUAUAUUAGGAUUAUUAUUAAAUGUACACUACUACUAGAUUGUAUUAUAUUUUGUUAACAUAUUGUCAUAUUGAUUUAUUACAUUGUCGGGAUUCUUCAUGUUGCUAUGACGACCUGUGAUUUCGUUUAACAUCACAUUCAGUUUCUUUAUCUUUGUAAUAAUUUAUAGUAUAUUUUUGCUAUAUGGUAUAUUAUGAUAUAAUUGCUAGGGAUGCAUUGAUACGAUUUGGGUUUUUUUGUGAGACUUUUUUGGCGUACUUAUCGUUAACGAAUAACGAUGCGGAAAUUGAGUAAAGUGGGUUUUUUUGUCAUGCGAAACAACGAGGUUGCGUUAUUUUAUUUAAACGUGUGCACGUGCAAUCAGGCUCGUGAUCUUCAAACAUAAGAGUUCGAGCUGUUAUUUUCACUCACACGACAUCGUCGGUAGACAUUUUUUCUCACCUGUCGGAUAUCAAGGAUCGAAUCUUACGUUUCAGAUGUUUAUUAUUUUUACGGGAUGAUUUCUUCCUUUUGCGUCGUCAUGGCAACGUUUGAUGCCUUCAGGUGUUUCUAUGCACUGACGAUGAGGUUUUAUAAUCGCUUUACUGAACGAAAACAGUGAACAUGCAUCAUUGUAACUUUAAAAAAAUCGCACAUGACGUCGCGAGGUUCACGUCUCAGUCAGCUCUGUAGCUCCCUGGGUAGUGACUCGAUAUAGUGUGUAACUGUGUGUUCUGUAAUUAUGUUAGCGUGUAGAAGACAACAUUCUGUUUUGCUUUAUAAGCUUAUUAUUAAUAUUACCUUAGCGUGUAGAAGACAACAUUCUGUUUUGCUUUAUAAGCUUAUUAUUAAUAUUACGUUAGCGUGUAGAAGACAACAUUCUGUUUUGCUUUAUAAGCUUAUUAUUAAUAUUACCUUAGCGUGUAGAAGCCAACAUUCUGUUUUGCUUUAUAAGCUUAUUAUUAAUAUUACCUUAGCGUGUAGAAGACAACAUUUUGUUUAUUCUUCUUAGACAAAAACUAAUUAUGAGUAACAACUCCUAGGGCUUUUGAGCCACAUGCACCAAAAUCGGAUCUGUCGAAGACCCUGGUCUGAAAUUUGUUGCUAUUUCUUUUCUAAUCCGAGUUUCGGUACUCAUUCGAUCCGAGUUCCGGUACUCACGGUACCGGAUCUCAAAGUGGUCUUUUUUGCUAUGGACACGCAUUAUAAAUACUCAGGACAAAUGUUUAAAUUGGUGCACCGACUGGCACUUCGGUUUUCCCCCAGCUCCGCCCCCAAUAUAGGCAAAAUAAAAAAAAAAUUUCCACAACAUUGACAUGUGACAUAUCAAAACACUCAGAACAAUGAGGGGAACUGCGUCACGGGUAUUCGGAUGAUGUCAGAUGCUAGUAACCACUCGCUUUCAAAAGUAUUGGCACCCUAGCAUACCGGCCUUACUUGCUCCGACAAGCCAACAUCAAAGUUUGUCGAACUUUACAAAUCUAGUUGAGUGAUGUGGUGACUCAAUAUAAUUGAGUCUAAUUUAAAUCUAAUUUCCACCAGUCACUGAAAACUCAGACGUGAAAAGUAUUUAUUUGUCAAAUAAAUUUGUUUGCUCAAUCUCCCGAGCUGAGAGGACGUCCAGAAUGUUGUUAUUCAUUAAAAACUAACAAACAAAAGUGAACCAGGGAGCUGAUUAGUGAACCAGUGACCUGAUUAGUGAACCUGGGAGCUGAUUAGUGAACCUGGGAGCUGAUUGAGACACAGCCGAUAUUCUACAGCGCAUGAGGUUUAGGUCUCACACUUUCACGUGGUAUCGUUUAUUGACCUUAACGAGUCCGAUAUCGCACCUGUUAGAGGGUCUAUAUCAGUAUCAGUAUCGAUGCAUCCCUGCUAAUUGCUUUUUAAUAGACAAGAACAUUACAGUAAAGGUUUGGCUUUCAUUCAUGUACAUUUCUAAAAGUUAUACAUUUGUAGACUUUUAUGUAACAUGAAUUCACAGAAGCAUUUACAUUUACGUUUAUUUGCUACACAAGGUAAGAAUACUAUAAUCUAUAAUCUGUUGAAUUAAACGGACGAUUUCGCUUCAUGGGAAACAAAUUCUGACUCUAUUUACUGAGCGUCAUGUCAAUGUUAAUAUAUAUUUUUUAACACCACACACACACAGGUGCAGUGUAAAUGUUACAGAUAGGAAAGAGACACUCUCUUUUUCUCUCUCUGUCUUACACACACACAGUUUGUUAACUGCGUUAUUUGAACAUAUACAUAUAUUUUGAACAAUAACAAGCCAUUAUGAAGCAGUGUGUUAAAUUCCGCUUACUGUGAAUCCUCGUGGGUUUUUUUUUCUCUCUCCCAUCUGCUUUAAGAAAUGAAUUUAUUUCAGAAUUGUGUUACUUUCUAAGUGUUGCUGCUAAAGCGGUAUUUGUAUUUAUCUUUUGCGAUUGAGAAGCUUUCUCUCAGCAGCCGCAUGCCACCAGCGCUGGUAAGAGCCGAAAUUCUCAUCAUUGUGUUUUAUAACAUAAAUCUGUGUUUUAAAAUAAUAAUAAGCGUUCAUAGCUUGGUGACUGGUCUUUAUGGAAUGAUGGUUUAGAGAUAUAAAGUUUCCAACAGGAAUUAUUUCAGCAUUUUGAUUUAUUUUAUUUUCAUAUAUAGUCAGUCAGGAUUACUCUGUAAUUGUGUUCGGCUAAACGGUGUUGAGUUACUGUACACGUGAUACAGAGACGUGCUCAUGAGACACCAGGAAAACGUUCAUAUAUGUUUCUAAAUAAACUAUUUCCACUGAA